AAAAUUAAUUAUCUUGCAAUCGUCCAAUAAUAUUAAAACAAAAUAUUUUACCGAGAUUUAAGUAAAUAGUUAUACCAGCCACAUGCAACGUUAAAUAAAGUUCGGAACCUUGCAUCAAAUAAAAAAAAGAAUUGAUUCAUCACGUGUGGAAAAUUAUCAUUAACAGAGCUACCUUUUUUACAAUGCCUCCAGUUCAAAGGAAGAAAGAUACAAGUAAUCUUUCUGAGAAUUAUGUUCCUUCAAAAACGUCUAAGGAAUAUGAUCAAAAAAAAAGUAGUAGUUCUGGUGGUUUAAUAUGCCUAAGCAUAUUGCAAGUAAUUUUAACUUUCUUAAUUAUAAAUUUUGCCGCUUCCUUCUUUCUAACUGAAACUUGGUUUUGGGGAUAUGAAGGAAAAUAUACUAAUUGGAGAAAUUGGAUUCCGAGGAGAGAAAUUAUCUUUUCUGAAGCAGAAUUGGCUAAAUAUGAUGGAUCCGAUCCCAAUUUGCCUAUUUAUAUUGCUAUGAAUGGUGAAGUGUUCGACGUUACUGCCGGAAAACAUUAUUAUGGCAAAGGAGGUGGUUAUAAUUUUUUCGCAGGAAAAGAUGCAUCUCGUGCAUAUAUUACAGGAUGUUUUGAAACUCAUUUAACUCAUGAUUUACGAGGAUUAACUCAUCAGCAAAUUAAGGAUCUUGAAAAUUGGGCAGGUUUUUAUCGUGAUCAUCAUACAUAUUAUAAAGUAGGACGUGUAGUUCAUCCCCCUAUAGACCCAAAAACACCAAUUCCUCCUCCUUGUAAUGAUGCUUCUGCUCAAAAGUCACAAUAAACAUAGUAUAUUCAAUGCGUUUUUUAAUCUAUUAAGUAUUUUACUUUUUGUAAAUAAACAACUGUGUUUUGAUCCAUUUCCGUUGUAAUACACAUGUUUAUUCAGCUUUAUUGAUUUGUAAAUAUAGUUUGUAAUUUUGUAUACGUACCUAUUCUACAAUGAAUGAUUUGUAUAUGUACCGAGUAACGAGCAUUCCCUAUUUUCUGAUUUUCAUUAAUCAAUCAAUAUUCACAUAUACUUUAUAUACGGUGUUAUCGUUAUCGUGCGACCAUAAGUCACCAUAAUACUACUUUUAACAAAUACUGUAUCUUUGU
Rhizophagus irregularis DAOM 181602=DAOM 197198 is the source of this 1117-nucleotide messenger RNA. RefSeq lists its product as uncharacterized. Gene Ontology annotation, cellular component: membrane; endomembrane system. NCBI's taxonomy places the organism in Eukaryota, Fungi, Glomeromycota, Glomeromycetes, Glomerales, Glomeraceae. The record is from RefSeq and is a predicted model, not a curated record.